AUGACGGAAACCGAACAAGAGCGAUUCGCUGAUCUGGUGAUUGAACUGGAAAGUGCGUCGGCUGAAGCUGUCAGAGCUUUCAGUAAAGUAGUAGAUCGAAUGGAAGACACGAAAGAAGAUAAAGAGGGUCUCAGCUUUCUGAAGUUGAAAAACUACGAGAUGACCGCAUAUCUCGGAGAGUUAACUGUUCUGAUGUCCAAAAUGAUGAAAGGAGAAUCGAUUGCUACAGAUAACUCAGUCAAACACGCACUGAAGCAUAGAGUGUACCUCGAGAAAAUGAAGCCGAUAGAAGAAAAAAUGAAACCACAAAUGGAGAAGCUCUUGAACAGGUCUUCCAACAGAAAUGAAACGGUGAAUGGAGCUUCUAAAGGAAACUUGAGAGUGCGUUUGGACAAUAUGGAUGUGGGCGAUGGAGAAGAGGAGGAAGAGGAAGAAGAUGAUGGCGAAAAAUCCAAAGAAGUGAAAAAAUAUGUUGCACCCAGAAUCCGAGCAGUUAGAUAUGAAGAAGAAGACGAAACUCCGAGCAAACAACAAGAAAAGGCAAAACGACGUGCAAUGCAAAGCAGUCUUAUUAUGGAGCUCAAAAAUCAAUAUAGUGAUGCUCCCGAAGAAAUUCGCGAGAUCAGUGAGAAGAAAUAUCAAUAUGACAGAGAACGAGAAAAGUAUGAAGAAGAGAAUUUCACAAGAAUCCGUCAAAACAAGGAGCAGAAACGUCGGAGUGAACAAUUGGGCCGAGCUGAAACUCUGGAUGAUUUGCUCAGUUUUGGAGAUUAUAUGAUGCGUGGAGAGGAUGGAAGAGCCCUCACCGAAGGGAAAAACAGAAAGCGAGCAGCUUCUUCCGGUGCUGGUGGCAACACGAAACGUCACAGGAAGUCUCAGAAAGAGCGAAAAAAGGCGGCGAAAGGAAAGAAGGAAGGUCGAAAGAGAGCAAUUCGCAGAAGACAGUAG
Caenorhabditis briggsae is the source of this 948-nucleotide messenger RNA. RefSeq names its product Protein CBR-LPD-2 (gene Cbr-lpd-2). The coding region runs from base 1 to 948 and encodes 315 amino acids. Gene Ontology annotation, cellular component: nucleolus; small-subunit processome. The transcript has 5 exons. Gene Ontology annotation, biological process: maturation of SSU-rRNA from tricistronic rRNA transcript (SSU-rRNA, 5.8S rRNA, LSU-rRNA). NCBI's taxonomy places the organism in Eukaryota, Metazoa, Nematoda, Chromadorea, Rhabditida, Rhabditidae. The record is from RefSeq and is a predicted model, not a curated record.